AUGAAGAGAUCGGUGUUGUACUGGUUCUAUGGCGGAGGCUUUGAAACCGGGACCAUAUUUUCUGUUGCAAAUGAUGUGAGAUAUUUAGCCGUUUUAGGGGAUGUGAUUGUAGUGACAGUGAACUACCGGUUAGGCCCCUGGGGUUUCAUGUAUGCCGGCACCGAAGACGCGGCAGGAAAUAUGGGUCUAUACGACCAAUUGCUUGGACUUAAAUGGGUUAAUAAAAAUAUCGAUAAGUUUGGCGGCGAUCCCAAGUCUAUAACAAUUUUUGGUGAAUCUGCAGGUGGUAUGUCUGUCGGAGCCCAUGUCUUAUCACCCCUUUCCCAUGGUUUGUACAGAAGGGCUAUUAUGCAAUCGGGUUCUCCCAACUCAUACCUGGGCAGCGAAUCCAAAGAGAAAGGUUACGCAAAGACACUUCAUUUGGCCACAAAACUCAACUGCAGCACCGCCUCGGGUGCGGACAUUGUCGCCUGUCUUAAGCUCAAGACAACUGAUCAGAUUUUAAACAUCUCCAAAAUCGCACGAUUAGAUUCGGCUACUUUUGAGCCCAUUUGGGGCGAAGAACUGAUGCCAAUUGAUCCGAAACUCGCGCUACAAAACGGCGACUUUAAUAAAGAAAUAGAUCUCAUGUUUGGCACAGUUAGCGAAGAGGGGGCCCUCUUUGUGGAGGCCCUGUUCCGCGACAAACUAAACCCCGAUAUAGUGAACCCACCCAUUAAUGUAACCAUAUCUCAUCAGAUCAUUCAGUUUAUGUAUAUGGCGUUCAAGGAGUCAAUGCAAAUGGGAGGAGUCGUCGCUGAUUUCUACCUUAAAGGACUCAAAGAUAACGAUUUUGACAAAUUGAGACAAGCGAUCGGUUAUGGGUUCGGCGAUUAUCAUCUCACGUGUCCUACUGUGCUGUUUGGCCAGGAGUUUGCCAGACAUAGCACCGGCAAUAAAGUGUACGCUUUUCGUCAGACAUUCCCGCCGGCGAUACCGGUGUUCCCGGAGUGUCGGGGAUGGAUGGGUGUCUGUCACGGCGACGAUGUCAUGAUGUUAUUUGGUUUCCCACUUAAACUCAAAGGCAUUACUUUCACCGACAAUGACGUUAAACUGAGUUUGGAUAUGAUUAAGACGUGGUCUACGUUUGCGCGCACCGGAUCUCCACCACAAUUGGGUGCCGACAAAUGGGAGGAAGCGGUUGAUAGAAAAGUUGCCGACUCUCACGUAAAGUACAUGGAUUUGAAUCCAAAGUCAAACUAUCCGUUGGUCACCGACUACUAUAAGGAGUCGUGCGAAGACUUUUGGGCCAAAACUUGGGGUUACAAGAAAUGAGAGACCAAUGAAUUCAGCCG
Messenger RNA from Medioppia subpectinata, 1334 nucleotides. Lineage: Eukaryota; Metazoa; Arthropoda; Arachnida; Sarcoptiformes; Oppiidae. The record is from the annotation of a GenBank genome assembly.